UGGAAGAUCGAUGACAAGCCGGUGAAAAUUGACAAAUGGGACGGUUCGGCCGUGAAAAAUUCGUUGGACGAUUCUGCCAAAAAGGUUCUCCUGGAGAAGUACAAGUACGUGGAAAACUUCCGGCUGAUCGACGGCCGCCUCAUCAUCUGCACAAUCUCCUGCCUCUUCGCCAUCGUAGCUUUGAUUUGGGAUUACCUGCAUCCCUUUCCCGAAUCCAAACCUGUCCUGGCCUUUUGUGUUGUCUCGUACUUCAUGAUGAUGGGGAUCCUGACUAUCUAUACCUCCUACAAGGAGAAGAGCAUCUUCCUGGUAGCUCACAGGAAAGAUCCCGCCGGGAUGGAUCCCGACGACGUCUGGCAGCUCUCCUCCAGCCUCAAACGGUUCGAUGACAAGUACACCCUGAAGCUGACUUUCAUCAGCGGGAAAACCAGGCAGCAGAGGGAAGCCGAGUUCACCAAAUCCAUUGCCAAAUUCUUCGAUGCCAACGGGACCUUGGUCAUGGAGGCGUACGAGCCGGAGGUAUCCAAGCUCCACGACAGCCUGGCCCUGGAGAGGAAAGUGAAAUGAGCCCGGAUGCUUCCCGGGAACACCCCAAAUCCCCACCAAUAAAGGCGGAUAGCGAAGAAA
This is a messenger RNA of Eurypyga helias (sunbittern), 627 nucleotides long. RefSeq names its product signal peptidase complex subunit 2 homolog (S. cerevisiae) (gene SPCS2). The record is from RefSeq and is a predicted model, not a curated record. Gene Ontology annotation, biological process: protein targeting to ER. Gene Ontology annotation, cellular component: signal peptidase complex; membrane. Lineage: Eukaryota; Metazoa; Chordata; Aves; Eurypygiformes; Eurypygidae. The transcript is spliced from 4 exons. The annotation marks the transcript as partial.